Messenger RNA from Amphibalanus amphitrite, 2267 nucleotides. RefSeq names its product tyrosine--tRNA ligase, cytoplasmic-like (gene TyrRS). The record is from RefSeq and is a predicted model, not a curated record. Bases 192 to 1772 code for a protein of 526 amino acids. Gene Ontology annotation, biological process: tyrosyl-tRNA aminoacylation. Gene Ontology annotation, molecular function: tyrosine-tRNA ligase activity; tRNA binding; ATP binding. NCBI's taxonomy places the organism in Eukaryota, Metazoa, Arthropoda, Thecostraca, Balanomorpha, Balanidae. The transcript has a single exon.
AUCAGUAUGUGAGGGGGCAUGGGUGACGAAACAUGCGAGUGAGCCUUGUGAGAGCGCCGGAAGUCGGAAAGCAUUUGUGAGAGCAGCUGUUCGCGGGUGUGUGCCUUGAACGAGUUUUAAAUUAAUUAUACGUUUUUCUCGUCGUGCUCUGCAAACCAAAGCUGUAUCGAAAUCUUUCCGACAUCUUGACAAUGGCUGAAGAAAACUCGACCUGUAAUUCACUUAGCAUGGAAGAAAAGGUGAAGCUUAUCACCCGAAAUCUUCAAGAAGUGCUAGGUGAUGACAGAAUGAAAGCUGUCAUGAAGGAAAGAGACCUCCGAAUCUACUGGGGUACUGCCACAACUGGAAAACCUCAUUUGGCAUACUUUGUUCCCAUGUCAAAAAUAGCCGACUUCUUGAAGGCAGGAUGUGAAGUGACCAUCCUGCUUGCCGAUCUUCAUGCUUACCUUGAUAACAUGAAAGCACCUUGGGAUCUCUUGGCUUUGCGCACAGAGUAUUAUGAACGUGCUAUAAAGGCUAUGCUCAAGUCAAUUGGUGUGCCACUGGAGAAACUGAAGUUCAUCAAAGGAACAGACUACCAACUGAGCAAGGAGUUCACACUGGAUGUCUAUAGGUUAACGUCCAUGGUUACUGAGCAUGAUGCCAAGAAAGCUGGUGCUGAGGUUGUGAAGCAGGUUGAGCAUCCCCUUCUCUCUGGGCUUCUGUACCCCGGACUACAGGCACUGGAUGAGGAGUAUCUGAAGUGUGACACCCAGUUUGGAGGCAUUGACCAGCGCAAAAUCUUCACAUUUGCCGAGAAGUAUUUGCCACAGCUGGGAUACAAGAAGAGGUCUCACCUGAUGAACCCAAUGGUUCCUGGUUUGACAGGUGGUAAGAUGUCAUCAUCAGAAGAGGACAGCAAAAUCGACCUGCUAGACUCUGCAGCAUCAGUGAAAAAGAAGCUGAAGAAGGCCUUCUGUGAGCCAGGCAACACUGCAGACAAUGGCGUCCUCUCCUUCUGCAAGCACGUCAUCUUCCCUCUGCUGGGCGCUGAGAAGUUCACCAUCGAGCGUGCUGAGGAGAACGGCGGCAACGUCGACUACGCCGAGUUUGCUGCCCUGGAGACGGCCUUCGCCGCGCAGGAGAUCCACCCGGGCGACCUGAAGGCCACGGUGGAGCGCCACCUGAACCGACUGCUGGACCCGAUCCGGCGCGAGUUCGAGGCGCCCGAGCUGAAGACGCUGGCGCAGCGCGCCUACCCGCCGCCCUCCAAGAAGGCCGCGGUCACAGAGACGGAGGGACCGCACCGGCUGGACAUGCGCGUGGGCCGCGUGGUGUCAGUCGCGCGCCAUCCGGACGCCGAGUCACUCUACGUCGAGAAGAUCGACCUGGGCGAGCCGGAGCCGCGCACCAUCGUCUCCGGUCUGGUGGAGCACAUCAGCGCCGAGGAGCUCACCGGCCGGCUCGUGGUCGUGCUCUGCAACCUGAAGCCGGCCAAGAUGCGCGGCGUCGAGUCGCGCGGCAUGGUGCUGUGCGCCUCUGUGGACGAGCCGCGGGCCGUGCAGCCGCUCGACCCGCCGGCGGCCGCUCAGCCCGGAGACAGGGUGCUCGUCGAGGGGUACGAGACGGGACAGCCCGACGAACAGCUCAACCCCAAGAAGAAGGUGUGGGAGAAGCUGGCCGUGGACCUGAAGACGUCGUCGACGCGCGUGGCCGAGUGGCAGGCCAACCCGCUGAUGACCAAGGAUGGUGCGGUCACCUGCCGCUCUCUGGCCGGCGCGCCCAUCAGGUAGCGCGCUGGUCGGCCGGAGCGAGACGGGACGGGCGUGCCGUCAACACCACAGGUGCGUGUUUACCGAACCGUGACCAUGCUACCCUACACUUUCGGCUCUGGUACACGCUAGGAGACAUUACGUACCUUUUCCCCAUUUUACCUUUUCUAUUCAAUGCGCAAUGUUUUGAUCGACAAUGCUAAGAUGGUAGGGUGAUUGGAGUAAGAGUUGGCCCCGCUGUUAAUCCGCCUGCGGUAGCGGGUUUUGGUCUGGUUGCGGCUGGCUGCGUUACGGCCCAGCAGAGGACGCCACCGAGUUGGUAGAAUGGCCCGGGUUUCUAUCUGUUUUAGGUCAGCUAGUUAUCGUUUUCCGGCAUCGGUGGUUACAGAUUAGAAGUGUCACGCCGCGAAUGCUCGUCAGAUUAUUUAAAUGGAUAUUUAUGACUUAUUGUUCGGCAAUGCGUGCCUGCACAUUCUGCUGAUGGGUUUGGAAUAAAACUGUCCCGUGCACAUUUUA